AUGUCGCACACAGAGGAAGCCACAAUCCGGGCGACGGCUGCACAAUUCUUCAACGCCAUCGAAGCCGGCGACAUCGCGGCGAUGAAAAGCCUGCUCACCCUCGACGCCGAGAUUUGGCACAACACGGACGAACUCGUCACUUCCCCGGACCACACGGCCAGGGUUCUCGCCGGCAUGGUCGAGCGCAUCACCAAUCUCAAGUACUCGGAUCGUCGUCUCGAUGUCUUCCCGGGAGGUUUCGUCCAGCAGCAUGUUUUGGAGGGGAAUAGGAUUCACGACGGCGAAAAGGUGCGAUUGCCGGCAGCCAUCAUCGCUCGGGUGGAGAAUGGCAAGAUCAGGAGGAUAGACGAGUAUUUCGAUACUGUCCACCAGGCGACGUUCCGCAAAUUUGUAGGAGUUCCGCUGAGGUUAUGA
This is a messenger RNA of Cladophialophora psammophila CBS 110553, 414 nucleotides long. RefSeq lists its product as uncharacterized. Bases 1 to 414 code for a protein of 137 amino acids. Lineage: Eukaryota; Fungi; Ascomycota; Eurotiomycetes; Chaetothyriales; Herpotrichiellaceae. The transcript has a single exon. The record is from RefSeq and is a predicted model, not a curated record.